This is a messenger RNA of Macadamia integrifolia, 1048 nucleotides long. Its product is annotated as putative axial regulator YABBY 2. Gene Ontology annotation, cellular component: nucleus. The coding region runs from base 214 to 768 and encodes 184 amino acids. Lineage: Eukaryota; Viridiplantae; Streptophyta; Magnoliopsida; Proteales; Proteaceae. The record is from RefSeq and is a predicted model, not a curated record. The transcript is spliced from 6 exons. Gene Ontology annotation, biological process: multicellular organism development; cell fate commitment.
ACUCCCUAUAAAUUCCACCUACACCCAAACUUCCUUUCUCUCAUUCCUGCAGUAAAAGAAAAAGAUAAUUAAGCUUUUUCUAUCUCUUUCUCUCUUGUCACUCUCUCUUUUUUCUUCUCCUUGCAGACCAGUCUUGGAUUUUCAUAUAAUUUUCUUUCUUUUUCUAAUCAACUGACUUGGGUCUCUGACGAUCUGCAACUCUCCAAAACAAAAAUGUCACUUGAUGUUUCAUCUGAACAUGUUUGUUACGUCCACUGCAACUUCUGCAACACCAUGUUAGCGGUCAGCGUUCCAAACACCAGCUUAUGUAAUGUUGUGACGGUGAGAUGCGGGUAUUGCUCUAAUUUUCUGUCUGUGAACAUGGGAGCUUUGCUGCCGUCAGCCCCACUUCAAGAUCUCCAGUUUCAGAAUCCUGGUGUGAGCUCUGAAGAUUCCAGUAAAGAUGGUGGAUCUUCUUCCAGGGGUAACAAUGUCUCUACGCCAGACUCUGCAGAGAGUGAACAAUCUCAAAUGGUUCCUAUUCGUCCACCAGAGAAGAGGCAACGAGUUCCGUCUGCAUAUAACAAAUUUAUCAAGGAAGAGAUCCGAAGGAUAAAGGCUAAUAAUCCUGAAAUUAGCCACAGAGAAGCUUUUAGCACUGCAGCAAAAAAUUGGGCUCAUUUUCCUCAUAUUCACUUUGGGUUAACAGUUGAUGGAAACAAGCACAUAAAAAUUGAUGAAGCUUUUGGCAAUAAUGAAGGAGCUAAAAAGGCUCAAGGUUUCUAUUGAGGAAAUUAUCUUGUAGAUAGAUGCUAUUGUUUUACUAUAUCUCUACUCAACUUUGACAAUGAGGAUCAUCGGCUUCCUAAGUGGUAGGAAAGUGAAUCUCCCAUGAUUUCUAUUACUCAUAUAUAUUUGUCGUCUAAUACCAUUAAGCCAUUCUUUUUUACUUCCCCCCUCACCCCUACCUCUUUUGAUUCCUUUCUUCUUUACUCUUAUGAUGGCAUUGUGGUGAACUUUAUGUUUUUGAGUUGGAACAAUAUUGUAUUAAGAGUCAUUGCCAUGUUAA